Molecule: messenger RNA, 5839 nt
Organism: Mercenaria mercenaria
Lineage: Eukaryota; Metazoa; Mollusca; Bivalvia; Venerida; Veneridae
Product: serine/threonine-protein kinase Sgk2-like
Exons: 14
Coding region: 24-1364 (446 amino acids)
Biological process (GO): protein phosphorylation
Molecular function (GO): phosphatidylinositol binding; ATP binding; protein serine/threonine kinase activity
Source: RefSeq, a predicted model, not a curated record
CAUUGUGUAAUGUGAAACAGAAGAUGAGUGGUUCCGAAGAAAGUAAGGAUUCCAUUCACUGUGUGUCAAUAUCAGACACUCAGACGUGGGAAAAGGAGAAAAAAUUUGUGGUGUACAAGGUGGUAGUGAACAGCGGAACAAAGUCCUGGUUCAUCUUCCGGCGUUAUAAUGAGUUCCACACUUUAUUCGAAAAAGUUAAACGUAUAUGUCCAGAAGCAAAUCUGCGAUUACCAGGAAAGAAAAUAUUCGGUAACUUGGAUCCGGAGUUUAUUCAGCAGAGACGAGAAGGCCUUGACGAAUUCAUCAAGAAAUUAAUUCAGCACCCUAGACUGUCUCAGAAUCCUGAAGUAAAGUCAUUCCUCUCCUUAGACAACCCAAGAAAUGCUCCAGAUUCCUCUGAUUCUGAUCUCAGUAUUGAAUCUAAUGACAGUAUGAGUAAUAAAGACAAUAACCCCAUUAACCUUGGACCUAGUGAGAAGAAAAGUGUAAAACCCAGCGACUUUGAAUUCUUGAAGGUUAUUGGCAAGGGAAGUUUUGGAAAGGUACUGCUAGCACGGCACAAGAAUGAAGGGGGCGUGUAUGCAGUCAAGGUCUUACAAAAACAGGCCAUCAUGAAGCGUAAUGAAGUGAAACAUAUCAUGGCAGAAAGAAACGUACUGCUCAAAAAUGUGGUUCAUCCAUUUCUUGUUGGACUCCAUUACUCAUUUCAAACCCCAGAUAAACUCUAUUUUGUGCUGGAUUAUGUGAAUGGUGGGGAGUUAUUCUUCCAUUUACAACGAGAACGCUACUUCCCAGAAGUGAGAGCAAGAUUUUAUGCGGCGGAGAUGGCAAGUGCAAUAGGGUACCUUCAUUCCCUCAACAUUAUAUAUCGGGAUCUCAAACCAGAGAACAUUCUUCUAGAUUCUAAGGGCCAUGUAGUUCUAACAGAUUUUGGUUUAUGCAAGGAAGGUAUUGAAGGAAUGGGCACCACAAAUACAUUCUGCGGAACUCCAGAGUAUUUGGCACCAGAAGUGUUGCGAAAACAGCCAUAUGAUAAAACAGUAGAUUGGUGGUGCCUGGGAGCUGUACUGUAUGAAAUGAUGUAUGGACUGCCACCAUUUUAUAGUCGUGACACAGCAGAAAUGUACGACAAUAUUUUAUAUAAACCUCUACGUCUCAGGACCAACGUGUCUGCUUCGGCACGCUCGUUGUUAGAAGGGUUGUUGCAGAAAGAAAAAGAACAGCGUCUUGGUGCCAAAAAAGAUUUUCAGGAGAUCAAAAUGCACAGUUUCUUUUCUGAUAUUAACUGGCAAGACCUAGAUGCCAAGAAAAUAGAUCCCCCAUACAACCCAAAUGUGGUAGGUACAAAAAGAGUGGGCAGUUAGACCUGCGACAUUUUGACCCUGAAUUUGUCAGAGAACCAGUACCAGCAUCAGUUGGGAAGUCUCCUGGCCUAAACAAGAUGGUUAGUGCAAGUGUUAUGGAAGCAGACUGUAUGUUUCAGGGAUUUUCUUAUGUCCCACCAGCAGAGGAUGCAUUUAGCUGAAAAAUAAUGAACCAGUCUGUGUUUGUGCCAGUCAAUUUUAUAGUCAGCCAAAAAAACACAAAAAUAAAACCAGUCUUAUGUUCCUAUGCAAAAUUGUGCUAGUGAAGCAGACAGCAUUAUGGGUAAAGUGACCUUGACACUGCUUUACCAAAGUGAGGCUGUUGGUGUUCUAGUUAUUUAAAGAUGCGAAAUCAUUUGUGAAUCAAAAUGAACAGCAUUUUGUGAUACAGACAACAUGUGUGAUGAUAUUUUGUUGUGUAUUUUGUGCAACUUUUACUCAGAAGAUGUUUCUAGGCUGUUGACCUGGAGGAAUGUGCGAAGAUUUUGAAUAUUUUCAAAGAAUUAUGUUUAUUUAGAACAUUUUGAGUUUUUAAAAAAAGUUGAAGUAACCAUAUCAUGUUAAUGUGGUUGAGAUUUGUUUUAUACAGUUUUUCUUCAUUUUUUCUGGGUUUUGUUUUUGGAGUGCUGUGAUUUUUUAUGAUAAAUUGAUUGAAUCACGCAGUAUUUUAUACUGUGUCAAUGUCUUUCAGAAUACACAAGCACACAAAUCACUCAUUAUUCAUUUGUUAUGUAUCCAUUGUACAGUGUUUGAUUAAGCAUGUCGUAUGUCUCUUUUUGAGUUAAUUAAAAGCAUUUUAUUGCCAAUAUAUAUAUAUAUAAAAAAGCACAGCACUGGUCAGUUAUCAUUAGUUCAAAAUGGCAGACAUGUAGUUUGGAAAUAUUUAGCUAGUAAGAUAAUUGACCCCUGUGUUCAUUUAUUCUAAGUCUUCUCACUAAUACUGUGAAAUUAUUAAUUUUUGUGGGUGACUAAUUGUCAUGAAUUUCAUGGUAGCGUCAAUUCACAAAAUUAAAUCCAAAUUAAGCAAUAAAAUACCCAUUAAUUUUAUGUUCAAAGAUUAAAAUUGAGGUACCCUGGUAUUUCUGUAGAUUUUUGUUCACUGCCUUGUCAGAACUAAGUGUUAAGUGGUCAAAAGGUGCUAAGUUUAGUUUAUACAUUUAUUACAAUAUACACGUAGUAGGUUUUUUUUCCUGAAAGUGCCGUUUAUCAUUUAAUGAAACCGGUGUUGCAGACAUUGAUAUAAAAUGGACAAAAACUAAUGCUGUUUUAGACUUAGUAGCUUCAUAGGCAAUGAAAAAAUGUGGCCAACAGUUAAUAUAUGUAUCAAUAAUCACUUGAACAGAACAAAUUUAUCUGUUUAGUAUAUAUGCAUCUUAAGUGUAUAUGUAUCUUGUGUUCUGACCCUUCAUAUCAGUUGUGUCUAGUUGUUUCUGUUGCUCUUUAGUUUUUUAAGGAGGGAAACAAGUUGUUUCUAUUGCCCUUGUUUUGUAAGGAGGGAAACAAGUUGUUUCUGUUGCCCUUGUUUUGUAAGGAGCAAAACAAGCUGUUUCUAUUGCCUUUGUUUUGUAAGGAGAGAAGCAAGUUGUUUCUAUUGCCCUUGUUUUGUAAGGAGGGAAGCAAGUUGUUUCUGUUGCCCUUGUUUUGUAAGGAGGGAAGCAAGUUGUUUAUGUUGCCCUUGUUUUGUAAGGAGGGAAGCAAGUUGUUUCUGUUGCCGUAGUUUCGUAAGGAGGGAAGCAAGUUGUUUCUACUGCCCUUGUUUUGUAAGGAGGGAAGCAAGUUGUUUCUACUGCCCUUGUUUUGUAAGGGGGGAAGCAAGUUGUUUCUAUUGCCCUUGUUUUGUAAGGAGGGAAGGAAGUUGUUACUUAUGCCCUUGUUUUGUAAGGGAGGGAAACAAGUUGUUUUGCAAGAUACAUUCCAGAUUUACCGAACUUAAAACAUUACAUUCCUUUAUGAUGGUCAUAAAACACACUGUUUAUGGCAAUUCUUUUUGUAGGACGGACCUCAUUGUUUUGCAUUUACUGUAUAUAUGCAUUAAAUGGUAGUAUCAGUGUAUUCAGGCAGGGGAUUAAGUUAAAUAUAGACAGUCAGAGAAUUUAGUUUAUGCAGUAUAAUUCCCUUUUUUCUAGGAUUUUGACAGUUAGCAACAGUAAAACACUGAUUACUCUCAGUCACAAAAGGAUGAACAAAAUGCUUGAGUUUCCUGGGGUUUUGGGUUCACCUGACCUGCUCAAAUGAGUCACGGUGCCCCCCUCCCCACAAAGUGAGCUGUGCUUUGCUGUACCAGAAAUCUGGAGUGUUUAAAAAUCUAAGGCUUCUGAAGAAAAAACUAAAUGUUAUAUUUUGUACUUUAGUAAGUUGAUAGAAUAAUUGUCAGUUGUCAACUUUAAAAAUGGAGUAAAUUAUGAAGACUAAAAAUUCUUGUGAAAAAAAGUAUUGCUAUUAUUCAUAUAUAUCUGAAGUCAGCGGUGUAUACAACAGGACUUCAUUGUCAGUCUGGCAGCUCUGCUGAAACUUUGUAAGUUCAAGCAUAAAAUACUUUCAUUCCUGCCAGUUUUAAGCAAAAUCCUUGUCAUUUAACAAAACUAUAGCUAAGCAGGAAGACAGAAGUAUCAUGUAAAAGUCUGUACAUCUGAAUUAUAAUCCUCCUACACUUUCCUUUCUUCUUGUAAAUAUUUCCUAAUAAUGCUAUUAAUUUGUGUUUUAAUCAUAAUUACUGGCCAACAGGGAUUGAAACAGUGAAAUGUUGUUGUUUAAUAUUUCAUAGAUCAUUAUAUUCAUUCAUAUUUAAGCAUAAUCAUAGUUAUUGUUUGAAUGUACAUGUAUAAUAUACAUGUAUUAUGUACCAGUGCUUGCAGUGGAAGCCUAAAUGACUUGUGCUGAUAAAUACUUAUUACUAAACAUAUUUUUCUGACAAAUAUAAUGUACAAUAUGUUAAGGGUCCCUUUUUGUUCGAGUUUUAUGUUGUUUACAGAUCCUUCGAAAUACUUUCUGUAAUCAUUGAUUUUAUUGAGUCGGCUAAAGGCUGAAAGUCUUUUGACGAGUCCUUGCUAUCCAACGAUUCUCUAAAUGGACCGAAUAACAUGUGAAGGGAUGUAGUUCCAUUAGAUUUCUCAAAUUUCAAACAGUUCACUGCAUGAAUGAAGUAAAGUUGUGUCAAUUCCCUUUGCUAUGACCAAUAUACGAUGUAAUCUGUCAUAUUUAUGACUUGUAAUUGUGCAAUUCUCGAAUGUAACUCAUUAAGCAUAAUGUGCAUUUUAAGAAUUGCGCAGGCUUACAAAGCUUGGGUAAUAUCCAGCGAAAGACAAAAAAUAGUUCCAGCAGGGCUCCAGAUAAGAUGCGUAUUAGCGUAAAUUACGUAUAGAAAUAAUGCAAAUACGCAUGUCUAAUAAUUUCUAAGCGUAUAAAAACGUAUAUAAAAUUACAGAAACGCACACAAUGCUUUUUUAAAAACAAAAUCUGAAUCGUCUGGAUGCGUUAGGUAACAUAGCCGAUCAGCCUUUAUUCUCCCACAUUGAACGUAAACACGCAUCGUAUGAUUUCUAUAAACUUUGCGUGGGUUGAAUUUUGCAGUCAGUAAACGGAUAAAUUAUCGGAAGAAGAAGCUCUUACUGGUUUGUUUAGUUACUGCUGAUAUUAAAAAUGAUUUUAAUUCUUAUUUUUCGAGAAAUAAACAAAUCGGCGAAACAUUAAAUUGUAUUUUCUUGUAGUUUUUGAAAUCGAAAGUAGAUCGUCUAUGUUUGGCGAAACGAAACAACUUUUUUAUGAAAAGAUUUAAAUAAGAGGUAAUUUAACCAUAAACGUCAAUGUCAGAUACUGCCAAUUGCUGCUAAAUGUCUUCGUAUCAUCACAAUUUGUAAAAUAUAUUGUUCAAACUGGAGAAAAGUGUAAUCGUAUCCGGAUAUAAUAUUUUGGGUAAAUAUCGAGCUGUUUUAUGAAAUUUUAAGAAAAAAACUAAAAACAAACUGAAACUGGUAGACUAUACUGUCAGUACAUCAAUCAUUAGCCGACUCAGGCCAUUCAGGCCUUUGAUUUGAAUAAAAAUCACAAAAGAAUAUUGCAUUUAUUGUUUUUGUUCAUUAACUUUGAAAAACAGAUUCUGAUUUUUGAAUAUAUGAUUGGUGAUUCAAGAGUGCAGACACUGUAACUUUAUAAUUGCUUUUAAACCAGUGGAUUUUUUCUAGGAACAGCUAGUAAACACAAUUUCAUUUUUUUUUUUACUUAGUAAUUCUCUGAAUAUUUUUGCGUCUACAUUGUAUAUAUUUUACAAUUCCUUUAAGCUUUCUGCAAGCAGAUUGUUAUAUUUACAUGUAUCUUGUUAACUUACAAUUUUUACAAGUUGUUGAUGUAUAUAUCAAACUUUUAUGAACAGUAGAGUAUUAUAAAAUCUGUUGUUGUAUAAUUAUGAACAAUGCCUGGUCUGACUGUGUCGGAACUGGCUGAAAUAUGCUAGAAAUAAAAUUUACUGUGAAAUAGAA